AUGGGUGGUGAAGUCAUGAAACUCAUACUACAUUACGAGGGUUCAGUGAAGACAUUAUUUGAUGUGGACUCUGAUUUGUCUAACUUUAUGGACAUGCUUGAAGUUACCACAACUAAUUUCAAGAUCCCACCUGAUAGCAUUAUUACACUACAAUAUAUGACACCAUCCAACAGUAUGAAAGUUGUUGCAAAUGACAAGGAUCUGAUGGAUAUGUUCAAAGACCAUGUGCAAGUAGGUUGCAAAGUCAUCCAUAUUUAUUCACAUCGGUUGCCUAUUGAGGUUGUAGGAUCUUCUCAGUUGACAUCGCCUAAUAUUCCUACACAGUUCCAUCAUGGAGUGGCUUCGGAUGAAGAAAGUGAUGGAGAUUAUCAUGAAGAUGAAGAGGACCACGAGGAUGACUUGUUAUUUGAUGAGGAUAGACCUGAUGUCAGUGAGGAAGAAAAUGUGGAGGAUGAUGACAUUUACACGGCCAAUGUUGAUUCAAGUGUAGAGGAUUAUGAAGUAGAAGAGUCAAUUGAUAAAGAGGAACAUGGAUUUUGGAAAGGGAAUGAAGACAUUGAGAAAGCACUCUGUGUAGGCAUGAAAUUCCCAUGUAAGAAAGAUUAUGGCAUGAUUUUGCAUGAUUAUUCCAUAAAGAUGGGUGUAGCAUUGAAGAAGGUUUGGAAUGACAAGAGGAGGAUUGCACAUAGGUGCGCGUUUGAAGAUUGUAAGUGGCGGAUAUAUGCUGCUGUCCUUCGUGAUGGUACAACAAUUCAGAUUCGGACAAUGCAGGCAGAGCAUAGUUGCCCUAGGACGAGCAAUAACCCAUUUGCCACAUCAGCGUGGUUAGCAGAAAAGAUAGGGGACAAGUUGAGAGAUGACAGGGAAAAAAGUGCUAAGGUGAUCAUGAGAGAAGUCCAACGGGACUAUGGUGUGGCAAUGUCUUGUUCACAAGUAUAUAGAGCUAAGAGAAAAGCAAUUGAGGGCAGUCGGAAAGAUCAAUACAAGUUGCUGCCAAGGUAUCUAGAGGCCAUUGUAAAGUGGAAUCCGGGAAGUAUAGUACAUUUAACAACUCAGUCGCUCCCAAUUCAACCUCCUGUAUUUGAAAGGUUGUUUGUAAGUUUUAAUUCCAUGAGAAAGGGAUUCAUAGAGGGGUGUCGACCUUUCAUUGGCCUUGAUGGUACUCAUCUUAAGACAACACGUGGUGGGGUCCUAUUAAGUGCCAUUGCUCUAGAUGCAAAUCAAGGUAUAUUCCCUGUUGGUUUGGCAAUUGUAGAGAUUGAGGAUCAACAUUCAUGGGGCUGGUUUCUGCAAUUAUUGCAAGACACAAUCGAACCAUGGCAACACCAAGCAUUGAACUUCAUUUCAAGCCGACAAAAGGGGUUGCUAAAUGCAUUUGAUCGUGUAAUGCCUGGAGUUAGGCACAGAUUUUGUGUGAGACACUUAUACAAGAACUUCAAGGCCAAGUAUCCUGGCCGCCUAUUAAAGAAUGCACUUUGGAGUGCAUCAAAUGCAUUUAAUGAAGUUGAGUUUAAGAAGCACAUGGAAGAAUUAAGGAAAUCAAAUUCUGAAGCAUUCAAUUGGCUUUCAACAAUUCCAGAUUGGGCUUGGAGUCGACAUGCUUUUGCAAGGCAUACAAAGGCACAGGAGAAUGUGAACAACUUAUGCAAAUCAUUCAACAAUUGGAUUAGAGUAGAAAGGGAUAUAUCCAUCAUCACUUUGAUGGAAUCCAUUAGAAACAAAUGGAUGAAGAAGAUUCGUAUUAGGUAUGGUAGAAUGGUUGAACAUAAGGGAAAGAUUUGUCCCAAUAUCCAAAAGAAGCUAGAGAAUACCAAGAUUGCUGCCAGACAAGGGGACUUGACACCUAUAGGAAAUGAGGAGUUUGAGGUGACAUAUCAUAACUACAAAUAUGUAGUAAACCUUAAUCAAAGAACUUGCACUUGUGGUGAAUGGGACUUGACUGGCUUACCAUGUAAGCAUGCCAUGAAAGCCAUUAUCUACCAGCGGGUCAAUCCUGAAGAUUAUUGUGACGACUUUUUUACCAAGGAGGCCUUUUUGAGAUCAUAUGGGCACAUAAUUCAUCCCAUGCCUGAUGAGAAAUAUUGGCCACCAUCUGAUAGACAAGUUGAGCCCCCUCCAAGGCCCAAAAAGAUUGGUCGACCCAAAAAAGCAUGCAAGAAGGGCCCGGAUGAACAUGCUACAAAUAAGAACCCAGGAAAGAUAUCAUUGAGAAGUAGUCACUUUUGCAAGAUAUGUAAUCAGCCAAACCAUAAUAGAAGGAAAUGUCCACUGAGGCCACGAAAUGAAGAAGGGCAAUCAAGUCAGCAAUUUACUCUGCCAAAGCAGCAAAAAGAAAAGGGUCAACCAAAAAAUGGUAAGCAAGGCCACGAAAGGCAACAAAAGAGACAGAAUCAGCCACAAAGUGGUGGCCAACUGUAUUCUCCGGAUACCCAACAACCUAUUCAGCAGCCAAGUCAGCAGUCUAUUGAGUAG
This is a messenger RNA of Telopea speciosissima, 2472 nucleotides long. RefSeq lists its product as uncharacterized. The transcript has 2 exons. The record is from RefSeq and is a predicted model, not a curated record. Bases 1 to 2472 code for a protein of 823 amino acids. Lineage: Eukaryota; Viridiplantae; Streptophyta; Magnoliopsida; Proteales; Proteaceae. Gene Ontology annotation, molecular function: zinc ion binding.